Molecule: messenger RNA, 483 nt
Organism: Miscanthus lutarioriparius
Lineage: Eukaryota; Viridiplantae; Streptophyta; Magnoliopsida; Poales; Poaceae
Source: the annotation of a GenBank genome assembly
AUGCCACUCUUCUUCUCCAAAUUCGCACCAUUGGUCCCCCGCGUCCGCCGCCUCUCCACCGCCGCGGCGACAGCCGCCCGCGAGGAUCCUAAGCUGUCGCGAAUCGCGGAUGAGCUCCUCGCCCUAUCCCCCGCAGAGCUGGACGACUACGCGGCGCUCCUGCGCCUCAAGCUCCGCCUCUCGCUCACCUCCAGCACAGCUGCUGGAGCCUCUCCGGCCGGGGCUGGGGACGCCGCGGCUGGAGCCGAGGAGGCCGCCGCGGCGGUGAAGACGGCGUUCGACGUGAAGAUCGAGAAGUACGAGGCCGCAGCGAAGAUAAAGAUCAUCAAGGAGGUGCGCGCGGUAACGGACCUGGGUCUGAAGGAGGCAAAGGAGCUCGUAGAGAAGGCGCCCGUCGUGGUGCGCGCGGGGUUGCCCAAAGAGGUGGCCGAGGCGCUCGCCGCCAAGCUCAAGGCCGCCGGUGCCGCCGUAGCACUCGAGUGA